Centropristis striata (black sea bass) is the source of this 4961-nucleotide messenger RNA. RefSeq names its product protein phosphatase 1 regulatory subunit 3E. Gene Ontology annotation, biological process: regulation of glycogen biosynthetic process. The coding region runs from base 367 to 1293 and encodes 308 amino acids. The transcript has a single exon. The record is from RefSeq and is a predicted model, not a curated record. Gene Ontology annotation, cellular component: protein phosphatase type 1 complex. Gene Ontology annotation, molecular function: protein phosphatase 1 binding; glycogen binding. Lineage: Eukaryota; Metazoa; Chordata; Actinopteri; Perciformes; Serranidae.
GGGGGUCACGUCAGCUGUAAGAGGACUGCAUGUUCUUCACAUGACAAAGGAAGCGAGCAAUACUCACUUCUGCUGCUGAGAGUAAAGUAUUUUCUUUUUUAUUCUUUUUGCAUUGAUCAGAUAUUGGAUCAUAUUCUUCACACGGUAAAAUCUGAAGCGACUGUUCUGCAAACGCACACGUUGCUGGCUCACAUCAGAGGCUUUAGUUAUUGGUCCAGAGAGGAGCGGUGUCAACCUCUGACGCAGCCGGAGCACCUAUCCGAGAGAGGGGACACUACCACCUGACGGCUCCAUCUCUCCACACGCCGGCCCGGUCUUUCCCAUCACGACUACAUUUGCUCCGCAGUGCACAAACUGCUGCGUUUUAUGGAAGCGGAGCCUGUGCAACCUGUCGUGGUCAUGCUGCCCCCGAAGAACUGCCUGCCGAGGAACUACAGCUGCAUAGCCGGACUCUUCGGGAGCCUGGCAGCGGCAAACCCACGGCUCGAAGAUGGGGAAGAUUUUGACAUGAUAAACGGUACUACCUGUGAAACCACCGAGUGCCCCGUGGUGGAAGAGAGACCACGGGGCAGAGAGAUCUUCCUAAAACCUCCACAGAGUCCGAACCUACGACGGAGAUGCAAGUCUCUGCCCACACCCACAGAGAGAGCGAAGUUAGAGAUCUCCAGAAGCAGAAGUCCGACCAGUCAGAAAAAGGUCCGGUUCGCUGACUCCCUGGGUCUGGAGCUCAUUUCAGUGAAGCAUUUCGAUGACACCGAUGAGCCAGAGGUGCCGGAACGCAUUUUGGCCAAACUACCCAAAGGACCCCUCCACCUGAAUCAUUUGGACACAAAGUUCCCUCGCGCUCCUGCGCAGUCUGUGUUCAUGGAGUUGCAGUUCACCAACCCAGGCACACUACCCGGCUUUGAGCAGAAAGUGAGGGAGGUAAAAGUCAUGUUAGAGACCGUGCAGGUGGAUGAAUUCAGCCUUUCCGGCUUUGUGCGCGUCUUGAAUCUGGCUUUUGAAAAGAGCGUCUCUUUGCGGUAUUCUCUCAACAACUGGAUAACAUUUAUGGACAGUCUGGCGUCCUAUGUCCCUGAGUCCAGCGACGGUGUCACUGAUAAGUUCUGUUUCAAGGUAGUCAUGCCUACUUACCUCGACAAUGGAGGCACAUUUCAAUUUGCAAUUAAAUACUGUGUGGGCGGACAGGAGUUCUGGGACAACAAUAAUGGGAACAACUACAAAGUGCGGCGUCACCGGUUCAAGAUGUCCCCACCUCGAGAAUGGGAGAACGGAUGGAUUCACUUUAUCUGAGCUUUAUUGUCUGCAGUGGCACACUGCGUGCGUAAUUUGCGCAUAACUGAUCUGAUCCCCGAGUACCUUUAGUAUGACUGUAGCUUGUUAAAGAUGAUGUUUUCUUUAUUGCCUUUGCCAGCUACACACAUGCUGUGAACCUGAAAGCAAUUCCCCAGAAUAAUUCGAAUAUUUGUAACAGAUUGAGCCGUGAAGACGUGAGCCUUUGAUAGGUGCCGGGUGAGUGAUGCUGUUAGAUAAUUUGCCUUGAUGUCAGGGCUCUCUGUGCAGCUUGGUGCCCUUUGAGAGGGCAUGUUCACGUUAUGUAAUGUUAGAGACACGUGCCACGGAAAACGUGCCGGGCAUGCCUACUUCAGGCAUCACAGUUCCUUCAGGGGAUGCUGUAAAAAUGAUUUGGUGCCGGGGAGAUGUUCAUAUUAUCGGUUUGUUUUGCAUGCGUGCAAAAAAUAUCAGCUUAAUGGGAAGCAGAAAGCAUCACAUCUUGGCUGAUCUGGAUGAAUCUAUAACAUAGUCCUCUUGUAAUCUCCUGCAGGCUGGGAGAACCACACACAUACACAAUGUCUUACUAGGUUGACAUCUGUGCAGGUUAUUUUGUAAAAAAAAAAAAAAAAGAAAGAAAGAAAAAUUAAAAAGAAAUAUCAAUGUAUAAUUUCCCACUGUCAUGCCAUGGAGAAUGCCUUAUUUUAAGCCUUGAUAUGGGAAGUUGUGCAUUGAAUGAUGUACAGUAUUUACUUCAUUAGGCUUAAAUAUACAAAAUCAUUAGAUGAUCAUCACCCUUAAAUUUACAUUUUAAAAUAAGGCCCCUUGGACAUGGAAAUUAAUUAGUGUUCAUUCUUAAAAGCCUGCAACCCAGGGACACCAUAUUCUGUCAUAAACCAGAACUUAAUGAUUCAACACCAAUGGUAUGUUUUAUUGCUGAAUUAAUGCAAAACAAUUUAGUUUAGACAAAUUAAACAUAUCAAGGAGGCCUAACCAAAAUAAAAAGAAACUGGAAAAAGUUUAAUUUAAAAAAAAGAAAAUCCUCAAAUUAUAUCUGCGUCAUGUGUAUUCCAUAAAAUCAUUAAGGCUAUGUUUAUAAAGAAUGCGCUUCAACGUUCUCAUACUUUAUUGUGAUAGGAAUGAAGCCCUUGAGCGAGGUUGUUGUCAAGGAAAAUAAAUCAAGUAGCAAUGUUUGCAAGGUUACAUUUACCUCAGAUUACUUCCGGACCUUCUCUCUUCUUCUUCAGGUUUAUACAACAGAUGUUAUUUUCAUGGUACUUUUUUUCUAAUGGAUGCAUUCAAGCAGAAUAGUAGUAUUGUACAUUUGCAGACUCAAAACACCAUGCAUAUUCAUUUUUAAUGUUCUUGAUUGCACUGUGGAACUUUUCAGCAAUGCUUUCUACAGACAAAGUAGCUAUUACACGGACGACUGUGUUUAACCGGCUGUAAAUGUACACCCUCAGUCACCACUGUGCAAGAAUAGUGCUGCUCCUCACACCCCACACGACCUUAAGUGUGGAACCACAAGACUUUUCUGAUAUUCUCGUCCUGUGACUCAUUACUUUCUGUACCAUACGCACUUGUUGAUGUUAUUCAGGUAGUCUGUUCUCUCCAGAAAUCGGCUCAUUUGUAUGUUAAAUUAAUGCAGUGGCAGGUAAUUUGUGAUCAUGUACUUUGCUGCAAACAGGCUUGCAUGUUGUAGGUACAUUAUUUUACCUAAAAGGCAAAUAUUCAUCAUGUUUUUAAUGUAUGAUAUUUUCAAUGUUUUUGAACAUGUAGAAAGUUGAGACUCCUGUUCAGCAAGUAGAGAAACAACAGGCGGGAUGCUUUUAAUUCCAGUGCUCUGACUGUAAUCUGAACAUCACUUUAUCCUUUGUUUACAUCAUCAUGGCAUCAAAGGGAGGCUCUCCAUUUAAUGAGGCCAUCAGGUUGGGAUGUGGAUAAAGACUAUUCCUGUAACCACUUAGAUUUUGGAGCAGUUCCACUGUGAAUCCAUCACUAAUGUUUGUCAUAAAAUCUGACAUGGCUUUAAAUGCUAAAAGUUGUUGGAUGGCCAGCACUGAGCUGAUAGUUGCUCUUUCACAUACAGAGUUGCAUUUUCUAUGUUUAUUUAAAUACAACCCUGAUUCCAAAAUAGCUGUGAUACUGUGGAAAAACUGGGAACUUUUUUUUCUGAAUUUGAUGCACUUUGAUUUUAUUACAUAGCAUCCCAACUUUUUGUGAAUCAGGGCUUUUCACUGUGGAUAUAAAAAGUCUGGCCCUAGCAGAGCUUACUGUGUGUUAUGUUAUUAAAUUAGUGGGUAUUUGCAUAUUGUCUGCUUUGUUCUGUGCGGACUUUGUUGAAGCAUUCAUGCUGUGCAAUAUCAGAAAGCAUUAAUUACCCGGUCUCAGGCUUCUGAUGCGGGUACUGAGAGAUGCAUCAAUACCAAUUAAUCACUGCCAACACAUUGUUUCUCAAUUUUAACCUUUUGGUUUCAACAAGUCCUGACAAGAUUUUCUCUGUUUAGAUGAUACUGUGCAGUUUGAGAUUGCUUGACAUAAAUGACUGUCUGAAGAUAGCGCUUACUUCAUUUUCCAUCACAUAUAACUCUUUGGUUUGAGUUGUAGCCUUGUACCUCUCACACUGCUGUUGUUAUUGGUGCAUCCCUACUUUCAAGAAAAUGAAGGGCUUCCAGUCUGAUUAGGUUUUUGCCUCAAUGUAAACAUAAUAUUUUGCAUCAGAACUCACUGAUAUAUAAAUAUGUAUGUAAAUGUGUUAAUGUUUAUAUUGAAUGUCUUCCUGUUAUUGUUCUAUGUUGUGUGUAUUUUGAAGCAUUUCAAGAGCAGAAUUGAGGGAUGUGGAUGGUAAAAGUUUGUAAUCUGAUGAUCCUGUGAAGUUGGAAAACGACAUAUGAGCCCGAACUUGAUGAAUUUCUAAAGCACAGUUACAGUUAGAUUUUCUCUAAAUGAUGUUUUACAUAUCAGUAUGAUACUGCAGAGUAUCCUCUGAAAUAUGUACCGAAAUGUGAGCAGUGUAUCUGAAUGAAAUGAAUACAUUGGAAACCCUGUAUGCACUAUAGGUCUACAUUGCCUUACUAAAUAUGAGUUUAUUUAGAGACACAAAGCAAAGAUGGAAGAAUGCAAGUGCUUGUUUGUUAUGAAAUAAUGUAAUUGGGCUCUGGACAUUGACAAGGGGACAAGGGAAAGAAAGGUAAUGCUAGACGGACUUUGGAGUUUGAUAAUUUUGGCAUGAGCGACUUAUGAUUGUAGCUGAUACUGAGCAGACUCAGUCAAAGCAGGUUUAAUGCACUUUGAUUGAGAACAGGGAAAAAAGGCAAGGUUGCAAGUAAUUAUAUAAAUGAAAGCUUAUCGUGUGAAUAGCUACUAACCAAGACAUUUUCCAUUCUUCGUCCUCUUUUAUUGCUCUCACUGUGGAAAGCCUAAAUCACCUCUGUCUUAUUUAUAACCACUGUACUGCACUGGAUUUAUUUUAGUGAGUUUUUGGGUUUUGUAAAUCCUAUGCAACCCCUUCUGUGUUGUUACAUCUGCAGUCACCCGACUGUGGUAAUCUAUAUUGUGUGCUGUCUUUUAUUUUGCAGUGAACAUUAACCAUGGUUGCAUGUACAGCUGUAACAUACCUUUAUUUUCAGUUAUUAAUGUAACCCAUAUUUUGUUAAAACAAUGGUUAAUAAAGGCAUUUGUGAAGGAAA